Linum trigynum is the source of this 2457-nucleotide messenger RNA. The record is from the annotation of a GenBank genome assembly. Lineage: Eukaryota; Viridiplantae; Streptophyta; Magnoliopsida; Malpighiales; Linaceae.
GUGAAGCGAAGAACGUAUUCUUGUUCAAAACAAGGGAAAAAAGGUUUUGAUAAAAGGCGUGAGCAUGUAGCCUUUGAAAGACCGAUUUUAAGAGUAGGUUGCUUAGCACGUAUGACCUGCCAAUUAAAAAAUGAUGGCAUGCUCGAGAUUAUUUCUUUUGAAGAAAAUCAUAACCAUGAUCUAGCCCCCACUCCGAUGAAGCAUAUGUUGAGGUCCAAUAGGAAGAUAAGUUAUGCUCAGAAAGCUAUUGCAGAUGAUGCUGAGAAAGCGGGAUUAUCAAUCAAGAAAACUAUUGAUUUACUAGCAGUGCAGAAUGGAGGUCGUGAACACAAUGGUUUUCUGGAUAAAGACUAUCAAAAUUAUAUUGGUACAAAGAGAAAGGCUACAAUGAUUAAAGGAGAUGGCCAGGCAAUCAUGGAUUAUUUUCGUAAAGCACAAGCAGAGGACCCAUCAUUCUUUUACUUGGUGCAACUUGAUGAUGAUGAUCUUAUCAUGAAUAUGUUCUGGGCGGAUGGCAGGUCAAUAAUCGAUUACAAGUACUUUGGUGAUGUAUGUUUUGAUACAACUUACAGAACCAAUGAAUAUGGUCGGCCUUUUGCUCCAUUUGUUGGAGUUAAUCACUUGAAGCAGACAGUAAUCUUCGGAGCAGCAUUACUUUAUGAUGAGACAAUCACAUCUUUCAAGUGGUUGUUUGAAACAUUCUUGACUACAAUGGCUGGAAACCAACCCAAAACCAUAUUAACAGAUCAAUCAGCUGCUAUGGCCAAAGCCAUUGAAGAGGUAUUUACUGAAUCCCAUCAUCGUUUAUGCAUCUGGCAUAUUUAUCAAAAUGCUGCUAAACACUUGAGUCAUGUGUUCAAUGCAUCCGACCAAUUUGCUAAGGAUUUUAGUGCAUGUGUAUAUGACUAUGAAGAUGAAGAGGAGUGGUAUAAAGGUUGGGAUGAUAUGCUUACCAAGUAUAAUUUGAGAAAUAAUGAAUGGUUGGAGGGGAUAUUCUCAAUGAGAGAAAAGUGGGCUAUGGUGUAUGGGCGUCACAUGUUUACAGCUGAUAUGAUGAGCACUCAGCGUAGUGAAUCGAUCAAUAGUGUGUUGAAGAAGUAUUUGAAGCCAAAACACAAUAUGACAUACUUUUUUGAUCAUUAUGCUCGGUUGGUAGAAGAUAGAAGGUAUCAGGAACUACUUGCAGAGUUCAAAAUGAGGGACACCAUCCCAGUGUUACAAGCAAAUGUUGAGAUGUUAAGACAAGCUUCAAAGGUGUAUACUCCUAAAGUAUUUAAAAUGUUCCAAGAAGAGUUUGUCAAAGUUUUGGACUAUACUAUUGAUAAGAUCAACAAAAACGAAGUCCGGGUAGAAUAUAAAGUGAGAUAUGCAGGUAGAGGCACUGAGCACUUUGUCCAGUUUGAGUCAUCGUCUCAAGCAGUUGAUUGCAGUUGCAAGAAGUUUGAGUUUGUGGGAAUUCUAUGUACUCAUGCUUUGAAGGUUCUAGACAAGAAAAAUAUAAAGCAAAUCCCAAGACGAUAUAUAUUAAAGAGAUGGACAAAGGAUGCAAAGGAUGGAGACCUAAGAAGUUCAGUUCGAGUGCAAGGAAGUUCUGAGAAACUUAUUGGGAAACGUUACUGCAAUCUACAUUAUAAUUUUCGAGAGAUAUCUACAUUGGCAGCUGAGAAUGACGCAAUGUAUGAGCAUGCAAGUGAAGUUUUUUCAAAUUUGCUAAAGGAUUUGCAGGGAAUGAGAACAUGUUCAGAUGUUGGAACUUCUCAUGAGGAACUGUGCUCCAAUCACGAAGAAGACCAUCGAGUUGUAGCUGGAGUUAAAACAAAAGCGACAGUAGGGCGACCAAAAGGGAGGAUCAAAGGUGCAUUAGAGCUCCGAAAAAGUCACAAAGUUCAAUCAAAACCACAGGUUCACUUCGAUCUUUCUUUCCUUUUGUAAAAUAUAACUAUUGUACUAUCUUAGUUCAUUAACCUGUCGUUAUGUAAUACUAUAUGUACAGGGUAAGAAGCAGAAAACUAAUUGUUCUCAACAAGCUGCUGGAAGCAAAACUGAAUUGCAAAUUCAAAAUUAUCAGGUUUUACUUUGUCAUUAUAUUUCGAAGUACUCUAAAUGCGAUCAAAUGAAUGGACUAUAGGUGAACAUAUCCUAAUAAUUGUAUAUCUAACAAGUGUUUUAAAUUUUAGGUGGAACAUGAGUCUCAAAGUUCAAUUAUUAGUCCACCAGGAGAGAACUUGGAUUCUACAAUUUGUUUGAACAAUAUAUCAUAUACACAAUUGCUACAGGUACGAAGUUAGUCCUUUUAUCUAUUUUAUUUGAUUUCAUUAAAAUGUUACUAAUGUUAAUAUUAUUGUUAUCGUAAUUAAUUUUACAGGAUGCAAUGAACUCUCCUUUCGAUGAUCCGCAAGAGUGACAACCAUUGUUCUUCUAUAAAUAUCUCAAGUAGAAUAAAGUGACAUUAAGUUU